This is a messenger RNA of Syngnathus acus (greater pipefish), 1142 nucleotides long. Its product is annotated as group XIIB secretory phospholipase A2-like protein. Gene Ontology annotation, biological process: arachidonate secretion; triglyceride homeostasis; phospholipid metabolic process. Gene Ontology annotation, cellular component: extracellular region. The coding region runs from base 53 to 688 and encodes 211 amino acids. NCBI's taxonomy places the organism in Eukaryota, Metazoa, Chordata, Actinopteri, Syngnathiformes, Syngnathidae. The transcript is spliced from 4 exons. The record is from RefSeq and is a predicted model, not a curated record. Gene Ontology annotation, molecular function: calcium ion binding; A2-type glycerophospholipase activity.
GUUCAGGUUGUGCGGUUUCACUACUCAGCUUUUAGUUUGCGCGCUGAACUGUAUGAGGUGCAGGAUGACCCGUUUGGCCCUCAUUUCUACCCUCCUGCUCCUGUUGCUGAGCAGUGCAGUCACUCAAGAAACCGAGGAAACUGUCGCAGCAGCAUCACCUCCAACUCCGGCAUCCAAUGGCAAGGAGGAAGACGACACAGACUGGGGCCUGAACUCUCUGAGAGGCGGCUUUGAGGCUGCUACCGGUUACUUUGACUCAAUUCUGGAGUUCAUGGGUGGACGGGAUGGACUCUGCCAGUACCGCUGCCGAUAUGGUAAUCCUCCAAUUCCACGUCCUGGGUAUCAGAUGCCUGAGCCUGAUGGGUGCAGCUCAUAUUUCUUUGGUCUCCCUGUUCCAGAGGGGAUGGAUAUGGGAAUCCCCGCCAUGACCAAGUGCUGCAACCAGCUGGACAUGUGUUAUGAUACCUGUGGCUCAAACAAGUACCGUUGUGACUCCAAGUUCCGCUGGUGCCUCCAGAGCAUCUGUACCGACCUCAAGAAGAGCCUUGGUUUCGUGUCCAAAGUUGAAGCAUGUGAAACGGUGGCAGACACUUUGUUCAACACAGUGUGGACUCUGGGCUGCAGACCCUACAUGAACAGCCAGAGAGCAUCAUGCUAUUGCCAAGGAGAAGAGAAAGAUGAACUCUAACCUAUACCAUAUUACUAUGAAGAAGACAGUGGAAGUUGCAGUAGCAUAUCAAAAGUACUAUUAAGUACACUAGUAUAAGUGGUAUUGCAAUGAACAGCUGCAAUGGUAUUUUUCGAAUGACAAUAUUGUUGUAUUUUCAAACUAUUGCUGUGCUCUAUCAGCAAUGCUGUUUAUUUAUGCUUCUAGGUGGGGAUAACAAUCAUAACAUGACAUUCGUUUUGUUCCAAAUACCUUUUAAAAGUGUAUUGUAUUGACAGUGCUGUAGAUAAACUGCAUAGCGUACGCUCGAAAUAACCUUUGCUAACUAUAUUGAACUUCCGUUUGCUUUAAUUUCACUUUUAGCAACGAGCUUUUUCAUCCAUUCAUUUAUUUGUUUUUGUUCAACGGAUUACCUGCCAUUCACUGGGUGGACGGGUCAUUGGCCAGAAAUUGAGGCUAGGCUGGUUAAGGAAGA